Drosophila bipectinata is the source of this 788-nucleotide messenger RNA. RefSeq names its product ctenidin-1. NCBI's taxonomy places the organism in Eukaryota, Metazoa, Arthropoda, Insecta, Diptera, Drosophilidae. The record is from RefSeq and is a predicted model, not a curated record.
CAACGGCCAAAAUCUGCAAAGCCACAGUCGAAGAUCGCCCCUUCAACCGGACACAACCGGACAAGACAGUGCUCUCUAAAAUUGUAUACACACCAACUGGUCGACAUGAAGGUUUUCGUUUGCCUGUUGGCCUUGUGCGGAUUGGCCCACGGCGGCUUCCUGGGCGGCGGCAGUGCCGUUAGUUCCGGCUGGUCCUCCGGCGGAGGAUAUAGUGGAGGCGGUGGUUACGGCGGCGGUGGCGGUGGCCAUGGAGGCGGUGGUUAUGGAGGCGGUGGCUAUGGAGGUGGCGGCCAUGGAGGCGGUGGUGGCUAUGGCGGCGGUGGCACCGUUAAAAUCAUCAAAGUAAUCACCGAUUCCGGAGCUGGAGGCGGCUACGGUGGUGGUUAUGGAGGCGUCGGCGGCUAUGGAGGCGGUGGCCAUGGAGGUGGCUGGUCCUCUGGCGGAUCCGGUGGCUAUGGAGGCGGUUACAGCAGCGGUGGCCACGGAGGCGGCUGGUCCUCCGGUGGAGGCGGCGGCUACGGAGGUGGUGGCGGCUACGGAGGCGGUGGCAACGUCAAGAUCAUCAAAGUCAUUUCCGAUUCUGGAUCUAGCGGCGGUUAUGGUGGUGGCGGCAGCUACGGCGGCGGCCAUGGCGGUGCCGGUGGCUACUCGUCCGGCUGGGCUCCCUCGGGCGGAUGGGCCCAGAGCGGUUGGUAAACGAUAUCCAUAGCCAACAUUUGUUAUCUUACCGUUCAGUUCGCAAUGUAAAUACUUUUCAAUUAAUAAACAAAAUUAUAAAAAUAAAAAAA